AUGUACUACAGCAACAUUACCAGCCUCACCAUUGGCGUGCUCCUCGUCAACAACGGCAUCCAAAUGACGGACGUUGCUUCCGUCGAUGUCCUCACUAUGGUCGGCAAAGACUACAUGACUUUGCUUCCAAACAAUCCCGGGGCAAACGCGAUCGCGUCGCUCGCGUCGCCGAUGUCGGUUGUCUACAUCACUGAGAACGGCACGACCCCGAUCGCCCUCACAGGAGGCGCAGAGAUAGAUGCGAACUACACUAUCGAGGACGCUCCGAAGCUCGACAUCCUCGUCGUUCCGGGCCCAGCUCUGGACUACGUUCCCGACGAGAAAGUCAGGUCCUUCAUCAAGUCCACGAACGACGAUGGAGGGCACAUCCUGUCAGUGUGCACCGGGAUCCUCGCCGUCGCACCCUCGGGCGUCCUGGACGGCAAGAAUGGUACUGCCCUGCUCGGGAUAGUCCCGGAGAUGCGCGAGCUCUGGCCGAAGGUCGAGUGGAAGGACACGCGCCGCUGGGAGAGGAACGCGGCCGAGGGCACCAAGGGACAGGUUUGGUCCAGUGGUAGUAUCGCCAACGGGAUAGAUCAAGCUGCCGCCUUCGUUCGGGAGCACUGGCCCGCUGAGAUUGCCGAGCCCAUGAUGUACCUGGCGUCCGUCCCCGAACGCCCUGCGGAGUACAGCGAGGAGGAGAAGGAAUGGGGUGACAAGUGGACUGCUAUCCUCAGUUAG
Messenger RNA from Peniophora sp. CBMAI 1063, 720 nucleotides. The record is from the annotation of a GenBank genome assembly. NCBI's taxonomy places the organism in Eukaryota, Fungi, Basidiomycota, Agaricomycetes, Russulales, Peniophoraceae.